This is a messenger RNA of Symsagittifera roscoffensis, 1926 nucleotides long. Its product is annotated as cyclic nucleotide-gated cation channel alpha-3-like. Gene Ontology annotation, cellular component: intracellular cyclic nucleotide activated cation channel complex; plasma membrane. Gene Ontology annotation, biological process: monoatomic cation transmembrane transport. The transcript has 6 exons. Gene Ontology annotation, molecular function: cGMP binding; intracellularly cAMP-activated cation channel activity; protein-containing complex binding. Bases 1 to 1926 code for a protein of 641 amino acids. The record is from RefSeq and is a predicted model, not a curated record. Lineage: Eukaryota; Metazoa; Xenacoelomorpha; Acoela; Convolutidae.
AUGGAAGCAAUUCCAGACGUAGUUUUAAACUGCGUGCAGCCAAUAGCCGACAAAGCAGCAGUAUUAAACAAGAGAGACGACUCAACUUCAUCACGUGAUAUUUCCAAUGUGAGUUUUGUCAAUUUAGAAGUGGACAUUCACGAAUCUCCGAGACCCGGGAGCCCGACUGAAUUUCUUAACAGCAGUUCUUCAAUCAUCGGUGAUCAUAACCAGAAUGGUAAAGUCUCGCAAAUCACUCCUAGCUCCUUUGUACCUCAGAACUCAUUCGAACUGCAAUUGAAACAAACGAGCGACGAAUGCUCCUCUUCAUCAGUGAUCGGGGAGAUUAUGGAAGCGAAGUUCAGAUUGAAACCGAGAGAUGACAAUUCCAGACACAACGUGUACUAUAGAGAUACCAGCCACAACAAUAGCAACCUCCCUUUGCCCGAAAAACAUUACAAUUGCCCGGAGCGUGCUUCGGAUGAUUUACGACAGACUAGACAACUGACGAGGUCGAAGUCUAACGAUGAGCGAAAUAUGAGGCAUUUCGGCGGCAUCUCGUCUCGUGCUUCGUCUCUUCCGAGUGGUGAGGGGGGAGCAGAGAGUGAGAGGGGGAGUGUGUUUACUGAAGUUGACAUUGAGAUGGAUGAAUUAAAAGUGAUUCAGAGAAUGGUCGAGGCGGAGGAGACAAGAGAGAAACUCCAGAGAGUUUUUGGAUUCUACACUUUCACCAAGAUGGUAUUAAUGAUGAAAAAACUCUUCGCAAAGCAACGAAAGUCCAAUGAUAAAAACGAUUGCGAACUCACAGAAGGCUGUGGCAAAAACAAUCUUCAGGGAACUUCAGGCGAAAGUACUACUCUUGCAUUCGCACUCGAAAACACGAAAAGGCUCGGUACAAUUUUGAACUCAUUCGAAAAAAUCGAGAAACGCACGAACAUGCCAAACGCCAUUCGCAUUACAAGAUUGUGCUUAUGCAUAGCUAUAAUCGUGCACUGGAACGCUUGUAUAUUUUUCCUUAUUUCUGAAAAAAUGACUUUGGGUUCGGACAACUGGGUUUUCGGAGGUUGCGACGAGCCUGAACUACAAUAUUUUUCAUACCAGUAUUUAUAUUCCAUGUAUUGGUCCACUUUAACUCUCACUACAAUUGGAGAGACGCCUCUACCUGAAAACGACUCUCAAUUUAUAUUCAUGGUAGGCGACUUUCUUCUGGGCGUCAUUAUUUUCGCUACUGUAAUCGGAAACGUUGGAACAACAAUCAAAAACUUCCAAGCUAACGAGACGAAAUUUAAGUCCCAGCUUGACACUGUCAAACAGUAUAUGAACUUUCGAAGAGUUGACAGGAAACUGGAGCGCAAAAUAAUCCAUUGGUUCGACUACAUAUGGGACAAUCAAAAAUCGAUCGACGAACAAGCUUUGAUUGAUAUUCUUCCGCCGAAACUUCGUGCUGAGAUUGCGCUGCAUAUUCACGUCGAAACUUUGAAACGGGUGGCAAUUUUCUCCGACUGUGAGCCUGGUUUUCUAAUCGAACUUGUACUGAAACUGAAACCCGAAGUUUUCAGUCCCGGUGAUUUCGUAUGUCGAAAAGGCGACGUGGGAAAGGAAAUGUACAUCAUCAAGCAAGGGUUCCUCGACGUAGUUUCCGAAGAUGGUUCCAAAGUGUUCGCGACGCUCAAACCGGGGAGCUAUUUCGGGGAAAUCAGUAUUCUUGGAAUUGAGGGAAACGUGAACGGCAAUAGGCGAACUGCAAAUAUACGCAGUCAAGGAUUUACAGACCUAUUUGCACUGUCUAAGACGGACUUAAUGCAGGCAACGAGAGAUUACCCUGAAGCUAAAGAGAGUCUGAUUGAAAAGGGGAAACAAAUACUCAUUCGAGACAACAUGUAUAAGGCGCCGAUGGAAACGGCGUCCACAUCCAAGAAAUGCGAGAAAAAAGUAACGGAAAAUUGA